Brassica napus (rape) is the source of this 3360-nucleotide messenger RNA. Its product is annotated as S-protein homolog 2-like. Bases 2810 to 3331 code for a protein of 173 amino acids. Lineage: Eukaryota; Viridiplantae; Streptophyta; Magnoliopsida; Brassicales; Brassicaceae. The transcript has a single exon. The record is from RefSeq and is a predicted model, not a curated record.
AGGUCCCUUUUAUUAGUAAGGAUUUAAAUUUAGACGCUACAAAAAAAAUUGGAAAAUAAUAAUGAAUAAUUAUUUACUUUUCUAAUUUACUUUAUUAAAAUGAAAUUUAUUUAUGAGUAAAUCCUUUUAAAAUUAGGAAAUUUGAUGUAUCAAUCUUACCUUUUUUCCGUUGUCAUAUGACUUUAUUUUCAAAGUGAGGUUGCAGACAAAGUUUUGGAUAUUGUGCGACUUUGUCGAAGUGAGUAAGGAUUCGAAUUUGACCUUUCUUCCUCUAUCCAUCAUAAUUCUUAUUAUUCUUCUCUUCCAUAAACUUAUGUUAUUCAUGUUAUUCUCAUUAUCUUUCAAUAAUGAACGCGUCUAAUAAUGAAACCAGUCUCUGUUUUUUGUGCUUUUUGUUUUUGGUUAGUGUUGUUUUAUUAACUUGUCAUAGUCUUUACUGAAGGUUGGAUAAUUGCUUGAUAUAGUCUUUAUAUAAGCUUAUUAUUCAUUUUUUAUACAGGAUGUCGAUUCAAAAAAAUGUGGAUUUAGGAUUCCUGUUGCGGUUGUAUUCAGUUGGUUGUGAGCCUAAAUCGAAGAAAAGUAUCAAUCACCAUAAUAAAAUGAAGUUUCUUGAAGAUGUAAAAAGUUCUGUUGGAGAAGAAGUGUGGGACAUUGUUUGUGCUUCUCCUCUCGGAGUAAUUAUACGGUUCGUAGAAAAUAAAUUCACUUGGUCGUCUAAGAUUGUCAAGCAUCUUCUUGUGAACCAACUUGCUUGCAAGAAAAAUCAGGAAAUGUGGUGCUUGUCUUUCUAUAUCAUCAAUACCUACCACUUUUCAUGUAUCAUCACUACCUCUAUCAAGAGUACCACUUUUUUCUUCAUAUUCACAAGUUUUCUUUUGAUCGGUACUCAUUUCCUCAACUACGUACCUGUAAAAUAAAUGUCUAUGGCGUAUUAGCUAAUCUAUGAAUAACAUUUCAAUAUAAUAUAAAUCUGCCGACUGAGAUCUAGUCUACCAAAACAUGUGAUAUCUAGUCUACCAAAACAUGUAGAGAUCAGGAAAGUCAAGGACAAAAUACAAGUCUACAAAAAUAACAUGUAAAGUCUGCUAUACACGUGUGGACUUAAUACAAAUCCACCAAUUAUUAGCAAACAGUAAUCUAGUAUGUCAAAUAGACAACAAAAUAAUCUACGGAUUAUGAAUGUCAUGUCUGUAGAAACAUGUAGUCAAUAUGUAAGUCUACCAAAUUCACACAUAAAGUCUGCUAUACACAUUUAGAUCUUUUGCUUAUCUACCGAUUAUAAGAAGAUACAAACUAACGUACAGGUUUCGAAUGUCAUGUAUGUAGAAACAUGUAGUCAUUACGUAAGUCUACCUAUUAUGAGCAGACAACAAACUAAUCAACAGGUUUCAAAUUUCAAAUUUGUAAAAUCAUGUAGACACUAUGUAGCUAUCGCACAAGUCUAUCAAAUUCAGAUGUAAGUCUGCUAUACAUGUGUAGACUAUAUGAUAAUCUACCUAUUAUGAGCAGGCAACAAAAUAAUAUACAAGUUUCGCAAACCAAAUAUAUGUCUACCGAUUUCUAGUUUACCAUGAACGUCUACUGGUUCAAAGUUUCUAGUCUACCAAAAUUUGACAGACGUUAUGUUCAUUUUUAUCUUCUGCAUAUAUAAAGCCGUUUCAGUUAUCUUGAUUUUUUGUAGAAAUUCAAUCCUGAAAUUCCUUUUGAAUGCUUUUUUAAAGUAAAUAGAUCUCCAAAAAGGUUAGCAAUAUUAAAAAAACAAAACAUAGAACAGUGUUCUCUAUGAAUGAUUAUUAUAAAUUUUAGCACUGAUAUAAUAAUGGCUAUAGAAUUGUACUAACCUCACGUUAAUGUAUAAACUUUUGCUUUGGUGAAAAAAAUGUUUUAGUAUAAAAAGAUGUUUUAAUAAGAUGAAUGUGUAACAAUAGUGAUUUUUCAAAAAUGUUUUUCUUUUUUGGCCAGAUUCGUUUUCCUCUUCUGUAAAAAGCAAUCAAUGUUGUUUUAAUGUUAUAAUCAUCUUUAAUAUUAUUUCCAUUUAAUUAAAUUCGAAUUUUUUUAAUUUAUUUAAAGAAAUUAAUUAUUCUUUUAAUUUAUAUGGUAAAAUCAAAAAAUUAAAUUAUGCGCUUAAGGGUAAUAUAGUAAAAGUGUCUUCAGAAAAUCUUUAUAAUUAAUUUAGCUAUUUUCUAUAUUUUUUUGAUGAUCCUUGGAUGCCUUCGAGAAAAAUCCGACUAGCGCCUAAUUACCGUCCACCGGAGCUGAGCCGGGGAGCCCACCGAAAGCAUCCAGAAGGACCGUCUUUUUCACCUAUUAUAAUCGACGGUGGCCGGAACUCGAACCUAGGUAGGAAAACUCACUACCGUGAAUCCUUUACCACCAGGGACAAGCGUCCAGUUAUUUUUUUCUAUAUUUUUUAAGUUAUUGUAGCAAAUAUUCCUUUAUUAUUUUAUCGGUUUAUGUCAUACUUUGAACCAAUCCAAUUUGAGACCUGAGAAAUUUAUUAAUUUACUGAAUAUUAAUUUAUAGAAUAUUAAUUCUAUAACUCAAAAAGAGUCAAUCUAAAAUGUUAACUAACUAACGUUCAUUGACUAUGACCAUAUACGUUAAUUUAAGAAAAAUCUAAAAUGUUAAUUAACUAACGUUCCUUGACUAAAAAAUUUGACCAUAUACGUUUUUUUUUUCAAUGACCAUGUACGUUAAUUUAAGAAAAAUAAUAUUCGUAUAAUAUAUUUACGGAAAGAAAUUAAAAUGAUCGUUGACUCUAUGUCAUAAUACAUUAGCAUUAUUUUAUAUGUAACUCAUCACAAACUUCAUGUUGUUAGCUACACUCUCCUAUACCACCCAAAUGGAUAUUCCAAAACGACACCUAUCCUUAUUCAUAUUGAUUAUUUUCAUAACUACAUAUUCGUCAAAUGCCGGCACAAACAACAACAUUCCAGUUCCAUAUGGUCCAUCACCACCAACAUAUGCGUCGUCUAGUCCUUAUGCAAAAAAAACUGUAGAAAUCAUCAACGAUAUUGGUAGUAUAGUCUCGUAUCAUUGUAAAUCAAAGGACGAUGAUUUUGGUGUCAGAAGUUUGCAAGUGGAUAGCUCGUGGUCGUUUAGUUUCGGGCGUCAGAUAUUUGGAAGGUCAUUAUUUUUCUGUUAUUUUGUGUUGCCAAAGAUUGGAAGCUAUUGGUUCGACAUAUAUAAAGAGCCCCGAGAUAGUUCCGGCGAAUUCUGGUGCAAUAAUUGUGUGUGGAAGAUAAGACCGCUCGGACCUUGUAGGUUUAACAAGAUAACUCAUGAGUUUGAUCUUUGUUAUCCAUGGAAUAAAAAUAAGUCCUUGUAUUGACAAAUUAAAGACAUAGCCGAGAUAAAUGU